AUGUCUGAGGCCGCCCUCAAGCCGGAGAAGGACUUCUCCAAGGAGGCUGACAAACAGAUCCCCGAAGCUGAGAAGCUGGCCAAGACCGACAUCCAAGCCGCCAUCGAGAAACUCGCAGGUAUCGAGAAGCAAGCGCGUCAGGCCUCAGAUCUCGCCUCGACAUCCCGGAUAUUAAUCGCAAUCGUCACGAUAUGUAAAAAUGCCGGCGACUGGAGCCUGCUCAACGAGCAGGUCCUGCUGCUGUCCAAGAAGCACGGCCAGCUCAAGCAGGCCAUCACCCGGAUGGUGCAGAACGUGAUGGGCUUCCUCGACCAGACCCCGAACAUGGAGACGAAGCUGUCUGUCAUCGAGACUCUGCGGACGGUCACCGAGGGCAAGAUCUUUGUCGAGGUCGAGCGGGCGCGCGUCACCAAGAUCCUUUCCGACAUCAAGAAGCAGCAGGGCGACCUGAAGGCGGCGACCGACAUCCUCUGCGAGCUGCAGGUCGAGACCUUUGGUUCUAUGGAGAGGCGCGAGAAGACAGAGUUCAUCCUGGCACAAGUGGCCCUCUGCAUCGAGAGCGGCGAUUGGACCCAGGCGGGCAUCCUGAGCAGAAAGAUCAGCACCAAGUACCUGGCAAGGAAGCCUAAGAAGACCCCCGAGCAGCUAGAGAAGGAGAGGAAAGAGCGCGAGAAGAAGGCCGAGAAGGGCGAGGAGGUUCCAGAGGAGAAGGUGGACGAUGUCACCGACCUCAAGCUCAAGUACUACGAGCAGCAGAUCAUCCUGUCCAAGCACGAAGACAAGUACUUGGACGUCUGCAAGCACUACCGACAGGUUCUGGACACGGAGGCGGUCGAGGAAGAUCCCGCCAAGCUUCGCCCUGUCCUGCAACGAAUCAUCUACUUUGUCAUCCUCGCGCCCUACGAUAACGAACAACACGAUCUGCUUCACAGGGUUUUUAGGGAUACCCGGAACUCGCAGGUCCCCCAGGACGCAGAGCUGCUGAAGCUCUUCACCGUCCAGGAGCUCAUGCGGUGGCCCGAGGUGGCCAAGAUCUUCGGCCCUCACCUGUGCGGUACCGACGUCUUCGAUGCGCAGAAGGGCCAGUCUGGCGACGAGAAGGCGUUCCAGCGGUGGGAGGACCUGCGCAAGCGCGUCAUUGAGCACAACGUCCGCGUCGUGGCCAAGUACUACACGCGCAUCCAGAUGGGCCGCCUGACGCAGCUGCUCGACCUGGACGAGGACGAGACGGAGAAGUACAUCAGCGAGCUGGUCACGUCCAAGACGGUCUACGCCAAGAUCGACCGGCCCGCCCGCAUCGUCAGCUUCGCCAAGCCCAGGGACGCCGACGACAUCCUCAACGACUGGAGCUCCGACAUGAAGAACCUGCUGGGCCUGCUGGAGAGGAUCGACCACCUCAUCACCAAGGAGGAGAUGAUGGCGCGGAUCCAACCCGGCGCGGCCGGCGGCAGGUCGGGCAAGGGCAAGGCGGUCAAGGCCAAAUAG
Molecule: messenger RNA, 1485 nt
Organism: Thyridium curvatum
Lineage: Eukaryota; Fungi; Ascomycota; Sordariomycetes; Thyridiales; Thyridiaceae
Exons: 4
Coding region: 1-1485 (494 amino acids)
Cellular component (GO): nuclear proteasome complex; proteasome regulatory particle, lid subcomplex; cytoplasm
Source: RefSeq, a predicted model, not a curated record